AUGUCUGAGUGGAACGAGGUUGUCUCGCCGAGGCGCCUGGUGUCUGUCAGCCCGCACGGAGAACCAAUGACUCGAGCAGAAUCGCCGCUGAGAGGUAGUCCGGAGGCGCGGACGCAGCAGCACGAGGAGGUCGCGCUCGAGCUUGCGAGGGGGGAUGUGCCGGCGGAGCCGACGGAUGCUGUAGAUGAGGCAGCAAGUACGCUAGCCGCUCAAACACUGGACGAGAAUGAGGUUGAGCAGACUCCCAGCUCACCUCCUUCGUCCUCGUCUGUGUCGAUGGGAUUCGGAGGCGAGGCGCCGUACCUUGCCCGUCGUCCGCGCCGAUCCUCGCUAACCCUCAAAGUGGGCAUGGUGGGCGAUGCCGGUUGCGGGAAAACUUCCCUUAUGGUGCGAUACUGCGAAGGCCACUUCGACGAGGACUAUAUCAUGACACUAGGAGUGAAUUUUCUUGAACGCUCCGUUUCUCUGCGGCACACAGACAUCGUGUUCUCUGUCUGGGAUCUGGGAGGUCAAAGUGAAUUCCGAACGAUGCUUCCCCUGGUGACCAGUGACGCCGCAGCCAUGCUUUUUAUUUUCGACCUCACGAGAAAAACGACGUUGAUCUCCAUUCGAGACUGGUACCAGCAGGUACGAUUACUCAACGUCACAGCGGUUCCGAUUCUGGUAGGCAACAAGUACGACCUGUUUAUAUCACUUGCGGCUGAUCAGCAGGCUUCGAUUGUUCGUCGAGCCCGGAAAUACGCACGUGCCAUGCAUGCGCCGCUGGUUUUUUGCAGUGCAAGCCAUUGUGUUCAAGUGCAGCGAGUUUUCAAGUUGGUUCUCGUCCGGCUUUUCGAUCUUCAGCCGGCUUUCGAGCGCCAAACUGAUGCAGCACGAGGCCCACUGUGCGAAUGGUAG
Cyanidioschyzon merolae strain 10D is the source of this 897-nucleotide messenger RNA. Its product is annotated as small GTP-binding protein of Rab family. NCBI's taxonomy places the organism in Eukaryota, Rhodophyta, Bangiophyceae, Cyanidiales, Cyanidiaceae. The record is from RefSeq and is a predicted model, not a curated record. The coding region runs from base 1 to 897 and encodes 298 amino acids. The transcript has a single exon. Gene Ontology annotation, molecular function: GTPase activity; GTP binding.